This is a messenger RNA of Ceratosolen solmsi marchali, 2180 nucleotides long. RefSeq lists its product as uncharacterized. The transcript is spliced from 6 exons. The record is from RefSeq and is a predicted model, not a curated record. Lineage: Eukaryota; Metazoa; Arthropoda; Insecta; Hymenoptera; Agaonidae. The coding region runs from base 31 to 1074 and encodes 347 amino acids.
GAGAAAUGUUCUGUAGAGAAUCGACUGAAAAUGAAAAGAAUAAUCAUUCCUGGAUUACUAUUGAAACUAUUUAUAUCUUUCACUGCAAAUGGGUAUAAACAAUUGGAUAAAAGACAAGAUAUUCGGGUUGAGUCAUCAGAUUCAAUGGAUGAUGAUAAUGAUAUUCUACCUCUAGUGGCAACAACGGAAAUUGAUAUUUCGGACGAUUUCGAGCAGAACGAAAUUAGCGAGUACGAGGAUCCGGUGACGAAAACGUAUCAUUGCACACUCCGAACGACGGGCGGCAACGAGACCUUUACGCCUAAUCGCCAUAUAUUAAAAAAUCUCGAUGAUAAUGGCAUUGUUUCCAUGCGCAGCAACAAGUUUGAUUAUCAGGCAAAGACUCGCCAGGUGCGCCGUCGCAUGUGCCAAUUCGGCUACGACCCCUUCGGCCGGGACGCCUUCCUGGAUCCACCCAAAGGCUCGAUGCACAAGCGCUUCAAGGCCGCGCUGCGGCGCAUCAUCUACAAUACGCCAACCUUCUUACCGAGCCUCCGGGUCGUGCGCAAUGACCUCGACCGCAAGAGGAGACGCGAGCCCGAAAUCUGGUGGCACUUCCAGCUGUCGGAGUCGUCGCUCGACGUCGAGUUCGAUUACGACAAUUACUUCAUCACUGUACGAGGUGACUUCUCGCGCGUCAACAUCUUCUCCAAGAUCCUCGUCGCCCUUAAAGUCCAUAAGCGACUGAACAAUUUCAACGACUCCGUUAGUCGCAAGGUAAAUCUGGAUCUGGGCAUCGCCGAGGUGAUCCUCUCGAGUUUCGGACUCCAGAUGAUGCACGACAAAUCCGUGGCCUUAUUCAUGAUCGAGGCCCUCAAUGGUAUUAGGACGAAAACGAACGAGCGUUUGGACGGCGAAGUGCAGCUGGAAUUCGAGGACAACCUUAAGAAAGCGGCGGAUCGCGUGGAUGAUCUCCUCUACUCUUACAUCUGGCUGCUCGCUAUGGCCGAGAAGUUCGAGUUCGUGAAGAACAAGGACAGCAGGAGCAUGGCCAGCCAGGACGAUAGCCUCUCUCAGACGUCGUCGGAGAUGUGAGGAAGGCGGUGAUUGUCGCCGCGGGAGCGAUAAUUAGCCGAUUGGACACGGCGAUACUGUUCUCGUAGGUGGUGGUGCUCGCCCGGUAAUUGAGCGGAAUAAUUAACUCGCGCUUUAAAUUAAUGCUGAUUUUCUCAACGUGGCGCGCACUUUUUAAACACUCGCUGCGCGCACGGCUUAUGGAAACGUCUUCGCAAUAAUUCUCGUGCAAUAGAAGUCGCUCGCGGAGCCCGCGGCUCUCCACCGUUAACGCUAAUAAUAAUUUAAUUUCGCGGGGACGACGGGGCGGGCCGGAGUCAGGAGGACGUGAGAGGGGCGGUUGCCGAGCUCGAAAUUCGUUAGCUACCGUCGCACUCGAUGCGGGAGACCGACCUUUUUAUUUUCUCGAAAUGAUAGAUAUACGCGCCACUGUUCGAUGCACUUUAAUUUGUGAAACGUCGGAUAUCUAGAUUUGCAUACUUCACGUGUACGAGCGCGCGUUUCCAUUUGUUGGCCUGUGUACGCGAUGCGGAAAAACGUGUUUCGACUAAGUAAGAUUAAAGCUGAAAUUACGGUCACUCCUCCUGAGAAAUGUUGAAUUGCAGCGGCAGAAAUCUUAACCAGUUACUGAUAUCUCUGCUGGUCGUCGUUUGAAAAUCCGCACGAGAGAGAAAAACAACGAGAUAAUAGUUUCUUUUGUUUUUUUCUUUUCUUCCUCUUUCUCUCCUUCCUUUUUCUUCCCUUCUUUUUUGUACAUUCGAUAAGCGUAUCGUUAGUUAGUACAGUGCAGCUAAAGUAAAAGACGCGGUUUAUUGAUGGAUAAAUGAUUUUAUCUUUGGCCAGUGUAAGCCGUGAGUCCGAGUUUAAGCCGAGUGAGUCCAAUAUCUUUGACGGUAACUUUAAAUUGAUAAUGGAUGGAAAUCGGGUCAAUAUUUGACCGCCUUAUCAGCCAAUUUAACUAGAAAGUUAACCUAAUCAAUGGACUUUAUUAAUUAAAUAUCGAUCACUAUUUAUUUUGUACAUAGUUUAUAAUGAUUAGGUGCGCCGCAAUGUUAAUGUAUUCUGCUCAAUUACAGUGCUAGGAUAAUCAAUAUCGUUUCUAUAAUUCAACGUAAUAAUCUUGUAAU